Messenger RNA from Juglans microcarpa x Juglans regia, 570 nucleotides. RefSeq lists its product as uncharacterized. The record is from RefSeq and is a predicted model, not a curated record. The transcript is spliced from 2 exons. Lineage: Eukaryota; Viridiplantae; Streptophyta; Magnoliopsida; Fagales; Juglandaceae. The coding region runs from base 145 to 426 and encodes 93 amino acids.
ACCGAAUGGAUGCUUUCGAAGUUCUCUCUAUCGCGAACACACAGAAGUCAGACACUGACACGCACAGACACAGAUAAUAACUCAUCUCGCUCUCUCCCAAACUCGGGCUCGAAGUGUCGAAGCAAAACGAGGGAGUGAAGAAGAAUGGCAUCAUCAACGGCUAAGGUUUCGUUCCGUGUAAUCAUGUUCGUCCUCUUGCUCCUCCUCCUUUUCUACGUGGGUCGCCCUCUCUACUGGAAAAUCUCCGCCACGAUCCACGACAUCCGCCACAACAAACAGACCGUCAAACAAGGUCUUUCCCAGAUCGUCCUCGAGGCCCAGAAAUCCGUCGGCUGGUACCACGACGAGUCCGACUCGGGUGUUCAAGAAGAACGUGCAGGGAGCAAAACGACGACUCGUCGUAUUUUUCAGCGUAAGCUUUUGUGAAAAUUCCAAUGGUUGACUUUAACGCUUGUUAUGCAGUGUUGUAAUGAUAGAUCUAAUUGUUUGGUGGUACUAAUGGGAGGGUCUUGAUGCGUGUAAUGCUUGAGAUGUUGGUGUAUUAAUGGAAUUAUGAAAUCUCGUUGAUUU